UUACAUCUACAUGCUACAUCUCUGUCCGUCCGUAUUCAAUGAAUAAGUUUGGAUACAACUUAACAGCAAAUAAUGUCUUUCAUAAUGCAGAACAUUGUCGUCUUCGGUGGGCUGAAAACGUACUUAAGGUAGCCCACACAUCGCAAAAAGAACAUAGUUGCCCGAUACAGCUCACAAGUUCAUCUUGUAGGCUAGAACUGAAAAUGGGCGUGUAGCUAGUCUUGAAAUCCCAUGUGUAACAUGGUAGUGGUAGCCAUUUUCAUUUGUAAUACGUCCGGCCAGCAAGCCUACAAAAGAAACGACAUAUAAGGAGAUAAAGGGGUUCACAGUACCAUCAUGUCUGAUACCGAGCAGCAAUUCAUGGAAACCUCCGAAAAUGGCCACGAAGAGGAGGAGGACCUGAACGGAGCUGAGACUACGGAACAGACCGAAGCCGUUGCCGAGGAAGAAGAAGAAGAAGAAGCAGAAGAUGCAGAAGAAGCAGAAGCGGAGGCAGAUGCAGAUGCAGAUGUAGAGGCAGAGGCAGAGGCAGAUGUAGAACCAGAGGCAGAGAUAGAGGCAGAGGCAGGGACAGAAGAGGCCGAACCGGAGGGUGAGGGCGAGGGCGAGGGUGAGGGGGAAACAGAAGCCGAAGCCGAAGCGGAGGACGCGACGGCGGAGGGGGACUCGCAGAACGGUGCUGCGGAGGGAGGCCAGAUCAACGCAAGCAAGAGCGAGGAAGAUGCGGGGAAAAUGUUUGUUGGUGGACUUAGCUGGGACACCAGUAAGAAGGAUCUUAAAGACUACUUCUCAAAGUUCGGUGAAGUCACAGAUUGCACCAUAAAGAUGGACCCCAACACCGGGAGGUCAAGAGGCUUUGGGUUUAUUCUCUUCAAAGAGGCCGCCAGUGUAGAGAAGGUACUCGAACAGAAGGAACACAGGCUAGACGGACGGCAAAUUGACCCAAAGAAGGCUAUGGCAAUGAAAAAAGAACCAGUCAAGAAAAUAUUUGUAGGUGGUCUGAACCCUGAAACAACAGAGGAAAAAAUCCGGGAGUAUUUUGGAACCUUUGGAGAGAUUGAAUCCAUUGAGCUUCCAAUGGACCCAAAAACAAACAAGAGGAGGGGGUUUGUCUUCAUAACAUUCAAAGAAGAAUCUCCUGUCAAAAAAGUUCUUGAAAAGAAAUACCAUAACGUUAGUGGAAGCAAGGUAACAAACGGAAAAGAUGGCCUUUGUGAGAUAAAAAUCGCCCAGCCCAAGGAGGUGUAUCAGCAGCAGCAGUUUGGCGGCCGCGGAGGUGGCUACGGAAGAGGGAGGGGUCGUGGCAGCCAGAACCAGAACUGGAACCAGGGCUACAACAAUUACUGGAAUCAGGGCUAUGGUAACCAAGGCUACGGUUACGGUGGCCAGCAGGGAUACGGCGGCUACGGCGGCUACGGAAACUACGACUACUCCGCGGGUUACUAUGGCUACGGCGGCGGAUACGACUACAACCAGGGCAAUACAAGCUAUGGGAAAACUCCGAGACGUGGAGGCCACCAGAGUAGCUACAAGCCAUACUGAUCACAUGUAGUGCAGGACUAAAGUAAUUAAGAGCAAGAGCCUGAGGUCCAGCUACAUCGAACGCGGGGGUCUGACUAUCCUUUGGAGUUGGCAGAAUUAGACUCGUUGCCCCCAUUUGUACAGAUCAAGUGAGGAUAUGGGGAAGCAAAUGUCACUUUUCCACUUUUUAUUUUAUAUUGUUUUUUUUUUUGUGUCCAUACACAUUUCCAGAGAUGGAAGUGUUAUUUUUACUGUACUUUUUGGUACCUUUGAAUCUAAUGUAUUGUAAGGUUGUAUUUUACAUGUCUACCACAGACGAGAUCGGAGCAGCCAAGUGCUCUGGAAAUAAAAACGAUGAAUUUUUUUUUCUUUAUUUUUUUUUUCCUUUGGUGUUUCUAGACUUUUAGUUUUCAUUUCCUUUUCUCCUUGUGCCGAGCGUCUGCAAGUUGCAUGGCAACAGACCUGUGGGGACUGGGUAAGAUUUAAAAAAAAAAAAAAAAAAAAAUUAAAAAAAAAAAAAAAGGGAUUAAGACUUAAAUCAAAGAUUUCACUGUACGCUUGUCAAGUGAAUGUCAGCAGUCGACUAGUAGAGGGCAAAUCAGCUUUCCCUUUUCUUUCCUUUUGGCUUUUAAGGAGUUUUACCAAAACUAUUUUUAAAUUUUUUUUGUCUGCAAUUGAAAGUGGCUUUGAUAGCGUUAAACUUAUAACCGUCAGCUAUGUGUAUGCAGGAGGGCACCCCCCCUCUCUCUGGAAACUCAUUCCUCUAGUGUCUUGGGCAAAUUGUUAGAAAUAAACUUUUUGGUUUAUAUUAUA
This is a messenger RNA of Anguilla anguilla (European eel), 2334 nucleotides long. RefSeq names its product heterogeneous nuclear ribonucleoprotein A/B-like. The record is from RefSeq and is a predicted model, not a curated record. NCBI's taxonomy places the organism in Eukaryota, Metazoa, Chordata, Actinopteri, Anguilliformes, Anguillidae. Gene Ontology annotation, cellular component: nucleoplasm. Gene Ontology annotation, molecular function: RNA binding. The transcript is spliced from 9 exons. Gene Ontology annotation, biological process: regulation of gene expression. The coding region runs from base 337 to 1542 and encodes 401 amino acids.